Panicum hallii is the source of this 1956-nucleotide messenger RNA. RefSeq names its product protein tas. NCBI's taxonomy places the organism in Eukaryota, Viridiplantae, Streptophyta, Magnoliopsida, Poales, Poaceae. The transcript has 10 exons. The record is from RefSeq and is a predicted model, not a curated record. Gene Ontology annotation, molecular function: oxidoreductase activity. Bases 438 to 1655 code for a protein of 405 amino acids.
CCACGGCGGCACCCAUCUGCGCCGUCUCGGCAGGUGUGGGGCGUUUGGCCACCACCUCAUCCGCCUCGUCGGCUUCACCUUCACCACCACUCCACCAGGGAAAGAACACUGCCGCACCGCUGCACCAGUCCUCUGGCUUCGGCUCUCCUUUCCCCUCCUCUCCUGCAGCUCCAGCCUUCGGUGCAGGGAAUUACUCCAUUCGUGGACUAGGUAACCGCUCAUCCUCUGUUCGCCGGUGCGCUUCGGACUGGCUUGUCCGGCGAGGCCAGAGAAUCACCCACACCAGCAUACAGAAAACUAGAAAUUCGUAUUCUUUUCGGGAUUGAAGGACAAAGGAGUCAAGGACGGCACAAGCAGUUAUCUGCAGCAUUGGUGCCUUGAGAAGCUCCAUGGAAGCUUAGUUAGCACAUAUUGCAUCAUGUCAUGGGAAUUUCAGUAUGCAACAAAUGGCCAUGUCAGCGUUCGCGGUCACCUCACCUUCAUCGCAUGGCUAUGCCUUAUCAGCCCUUCAUGCCCGUCAUUCUCAAAGAUUGCACACGAGACGCAUUCGCAGCCAGGUUCGGGCACUGGCACAAACGCAAUUGCAGUACAAGAAGCUGGGAGAUUCAGACCUCCUUAUCAGUGAGGUCACUCUUGGAACAAUGACUUUUGGAGAGCAAAACACAGAAAAGGAAGCUCAUGAUAUGCUCUCUUAUUCUUUCGAUCAAGGCAUUAAUAUCCUUGACACCGCAGAAAUUUACCCGGUUCCAACAAACAAAGACACUCAAGGAAGUACCGAUCUAUAUAUUGGCAGGUGGAUGCAAUCUAAGCCACGGGACAAGAUAAUUUUGGCGACAAAAGUUGCUGGUUAUUCAGAGAGAUCUGCUUUUCUUCGGGACAAUGCAAAAGUGGUGCGUGUUGAUGCUGCCAAUAUCAAAGAAAGUGUUGAAAAGAGCCUUAAACGAUUGUCUACAGACUACAUUGAUUUGCUUCAGAUACACUGGCCAGAUAGAUAUGUAGCACUAUUUGGUGAAUAUUUUUAUAAUCCAACCAAAUGGAGACCAAGCGUACCUUUUGAGGAUCAAUUGAAGGCCUUCCAGGAGCUGAUUGAUGAAGGAAAGGUUCGCUACAUUGGUGUUUCCAAUGAGACCUCAUAUGGAGUAAUGGAGUUUGUACAUGCUGCUAAGACUCAAGGCCUCCCGAAGAUUGUGAGCAUCCAGAACAGUUAUAGUCUAAUUGUGAGAUGCCGCUUUGAAGUUGAUCUUGUUGAAGUUUGCCACCCAAAUAACUGCAACGUUGGACUGCUGGCCUACUCUCCGUUGGCCGGUGGUGUUCUUACUGGGAAGUAUCUUGAUGCUAACGCUGACAUUUCAAAGAGGAGUAGGCUUAAUCUCUUCCCUGGAUACAUGGCACGCUACAAUGCCUCUUUGGCUAAAGAAGCGACAAACGAAUACGUAAAGCUUGCCAAGAAGCAUGGGCUAACUCCAGUCCAGCUUGCACUGGGCUUUGUGCGUGACCGUCCAUUCACUGCCAGUUCCAUCAUUGGAGCAACCACCAUGGAUCAGUUAAAGGAGAACAUCGAUGCGUUUACCAGUGCUCCGCGGCCACUACCACAAGAAGUUCUCGAUGGCAUUGAGGAUCUGUUCAAGAGAUACAAAGACCCAGCAAUCCUCUAGGUGUCUAUUCACCAUUUGGACAAAAGAACCAGCACUGCUGAAAUCAUACAAAGAUCAGAAAAUAGUUGCAUUUAUGAUAGUACAAUUUUAUUAAUGCUGAUACAAAUGUUUCUUUGUAUCUUCCAUUGAUUUUAUGGAUAGUACCAUCAAAAUGAUUUUUUUGCACUCUAUGUAGAAUGUAGAUUUCAUAGUGAGUUCAAAGGGAAGACAUUCUCUUAUACUAUGUUAGUAAAUGUGGACGUUUUAGAUUUUGACAGGUGUCCAAUACACAAGUUUGAUCAAUUCUUUUCAUGUGUCAAUA